This is a messenger RNA of Daphnia magna, 2821 nucleotides long. Its product is annotated as peroxidase. The coding region runs from base 1 to 2517 and encodes 838 amino acids. The transcript is spliced from 16 exons. Gene Ontology annotation, molecular function: heme binding; peroxidase activity. Gene Ontology annotation, biological process: response to oxidative stress. The record is from RefSeq and is a predicted model, not a curated record. Lineage: Eukaryota; Metazoa; Arthropoda; Branchiopoda; Diplostraca; Daphniidae.
AUGUGGGUUAGCAGAGUGCUAUUGAUGGGCGUAGCGUUCGCCGUUGCCAGCGGUUACUCAAAUCCUCCCUUGCCUCCUCAGUAUGUCGUCCAUGAGAGGCCAAAUUACAGCGAAGUUCCAAGACCAACUUACGAUGUUCCUAAAGUUCCGGAACCAGUCUACUACUGUCCAAAUUUUGCUGGAUUAGAGUCCCAUUGCCGACCUAGUAAGGAUUGCACCGUGUGGCACAACGAAGUUUUCUCCUAUCCGAACACAGCUUGCAAAUUGAGCGAUGGAAAUCCAGGAACCUGCUGUCCUGAUCUUCCUUGCAACUACAAGGGAACGCCGUUCAAGGAGCCCCCUCUCUGUGAGGGCAAAAUUGAGUUGGACGACCAUGUUGAAUGUCUCGACGUAUUUUCGGUGAACGCAGCCUCUGAUGUUGGUGAAUUCGAGCUAAGAUUGCAAAAAGAAACAGCUAAACGUCUCAAAGAAAAGGGCAUCGUAGUUCAAGCCGCUUCACCCCGUGCUACGCAUGCCCGUUUCUCCAACCCAUCAGAGCAGGCCCGCAACGUAACCACCGAAGCAUUUGUCAGUGUCCAUACUGCAGUCGUGCUCGUUAAAAGAUUCAAAAUCAAAACCGAUCAGGUUGGCUGUGCUUUGCACAGAUUCAAGCUGUCAGAAACCGAUCUAGAUGACAAAUGUAACACCGUAAGCAAGGCUCAUUGUAGUGAGGACAAAUUGAAUUCCCCCUUCCGAAUGAUAGACGGUUCGUGUAAUAACGAAAGACACUUCGUUUGGGGUCGUUCAGUUACUCAGUACCAUCGUAUACUCGCUUCUGAUUAUGAUGAUGGUGUUUGGUCUCCCCGAAAGGCCACUAAUGGUAACACACUUCCCAGCGCCCGCCUCGUAUCUGUUGCUUUGAUGCAUGAUGUUGACCAGCCUAGCGAGUCGACCACAAUCUGGUUCAUGCAGUAUGGGCAAUUUCUAGACCACGAUUUGGUGUCAACUCCAGAAAUGUCGAAUGAAGACGGAACACCAAUCGUCUGUUGCAGUGAAGACGGGGAACACCUUGACGACGAGGAUCGCAGUCACGGCAAGUGCCUUCCUAUUGAGGUCCCAAAGAACGAUCCAUUUUUCUCCAAAUUCGGCCGAACUUGCAUCCCGCUCAUCCGAGCCAGUCUAGCGUGCAGAACCGAUGGCAAAUUGGGUCAUGCAGCUCAGCUCAACGACAACACCCAUUUCUUGGAUUUAUCACUCGUUUAUGGCUCCGAUGAUAAAAAAGCAGGUGAGCUGCGGACACGCGAGAAGGGUGAAUUGAAGGUCACUGCGAGACACGGCGGUCCAGAGUUCGAUUUGCUCCCACCACUCGACGGUGCUAGUCCUCUGAAUGCACCUUGCACCUUGCCUAAGGAAGUGUCUGGUAUUGAUCCACCCGCAGAUGUCAAAUGCUUCAAAGCCGGCGAUGGCCGUUCCGAUGUGACGCCCAAUAUGGCUACCUCACAAAUCAUCUUCUUGCGGGAACACAAUAGGCUUGCCAGAGCAUUGGCACAGUUGAAUCCAACGUGGGAUGAUGAGCGCCUCUACCAGGAAGCCCGUCGCAUUUUGAUUGCCCAAGCUCAGCACAUCACCUACAACGAAUGGCUACCUAUUCUUCUCGGCCGCUCAAAAAUGGCUGAACUUGGCUUGUUGCCAUUGCAGAGUGGUUUCAGUAGAGACUAUGACCAACACCUCAAUCCCAGCAUUCUGAAUGAAUUUGUUGGAGCUGCUUUCCGUUUCGGUCACUCUAUGGUGCAAGGAAAAGCUCUAUUGGUCAAUGAACAAAGGGUUGUGGAGAAAUCCCUUCUGUUACGGGAGCACUUUUUCAAACCGCAGGAGCACUACAUCCCUGGCAAUCUUGAUAAAUUCCUCAUCGGUCUGGCUACUCAACCAAGCCAGAAAGUGGAUCCCUAUUUCACGAUAGAGCUUACCGAGCACUUGUUCGAAGAAGCAGGCAAGGGUUUCGGUUUAGAUUUGGUGGCUCUCAACCUUCAGCGUGGACGCGAUUUAGGACUCCGUAGCUACAAUGCUUACCGAGAACUCUGCGGUGUUGGACGUGCAAAGGAUUUCGAUGGCCUUCGCGAUUUAUUCGCUCCUGCGAUUAUCCAACGUUUCAAAGAGGUGUACAACUCUGUGGACGAUAUUGACCUGUUUGUUGGAGGCGUUAGUGAGGCAAAAGCAGAAGGCUCUUACGUUGGCCCUACAUUUCAAUGUAUUUUGGCCGACCAGUUCUUGAAACUUAAACGCGGAGAUCGUCACUUCUACGAUCUGGGCGGACAAACCAGCUCAUUCACAGAAGAACAAUUGAACGAAAUCCGCAAGACAAGUUUGGCCCGAAUCGUUUGCGAAAACAGCCGAGUUUAUAACAUCCAACCAAUGGUUUUCAAAAUUCCAUCUGCAAUGAAUCCUAUCGUGAGUUGCCAAUCUUCCUCUAUUCCUCGUAUGCACCUUCGCCCAUGGCAAGAGGCUUAUAAACCAAAGACCUACGGGCAACCCUGGUAGGACAUUCAUCCCGAAAUUCGUAUGCCGCAUAGUCUAAAGCAUCUGUAGUAAUAUACGAACACUGCGAUUGAACGAAUACUCGAAUCUCAAUAGUCUAGUUCUCUCUAAAAUGUUUUUACAUAUCGUCAAUAUGGGAAGGGGACUAUGCGGGAUAUGUAACUGUAACCAAAAGACAGUUUACGAAAAAUAUGAUUAUUUAAAAGAAUCAAUGUCCCAAUUAUACGUAAAGAAAUUGAAAUUGAUGAGCUGAAUCUUUUGUGUUCGUAUUAAAAAAGAAAAAAUGUAAACAAAGAGAUUUUACGCA